CGUCAAUAAGCUACAAGACUUCACCUCAGGUAUUUUGCUGGCUUCCAGUGUCGAUGUAUCAAUAUUCUAGGAUUUUGUGAAUAUUGGUAUAUUACAUCAUGAUGUACGGGAUACGAAAUAGACUCGGUGUCGCUUGGGGUUAUGUAAACAAAGCCGCACUAGUGCCAGCUGCAGCAGAUUUGCCGACCCUUAAAUAUUACACGACUACCGUCGAUAAUAAUACCCCAGUCCAGUUUGAAGAAAACCCAUUCGCAAAGGAAAAAGUACAGUGCAUUUUGUGCAAACAUGGCGUAAACCCGGAUUACAAAAACGUGCAACUAUUGUCGCAAUUUCAAAGUCCUUACACUGGCCGUGUUUACGGUCGGCACAUAACCGGUUUGUGCAAAAAUCGACAUGAGCAAGUAGAACGGGAAAUCAUUAAGGCACAAAAUGCUGGAUUUAUGCCUACAUACCAUAAGGCUGUUGAGUUCCUAAAUGAUCCAAAAUUGUUCGAUCCCGAAAAGGCGAUUCGUCCGCACAAAUACUAACUAAAGCAGUAAGGUAGGAGUUCAAUAAACUUGCAUUAAAGUAGUUAACAUAAUAGAUUGAUUUACAUAUUCAGUACAUCCGUAUGCUCACCCUCGUACAUAUAAGCCAAUAAGAGCCAAAACCAAACUAAAUUAAAGAUUUAAACAAAUAGUAUAAGCGAUAGAUUUAUUCUAUUUAUUCUUAAUCAAUAAUUUAGAAAACAGCAGUAUUUGCGUAUGCUGUGCAUACUGUGCAUAAUCCUCGAUUAGGAGUUUUGGAUUUUGAACAUAAAUCGAUAGUGGAAUAACAAUACUUUACAAUGGAGAAAUCUCUAAUAGAAAUAAGAAUGCUAUAUUGUUUCAAAUAUUUGGUGGUAAUAUUAUAGUCUUAACAACCCUUGAUGCACUUGCUAGAGAUUUCAAAGCAUAGCCUUCUUAAGAUUUCUCCAUUAUUCUGUUAGAUCACAAUUUUGAUACACUAAGUUCGAUAUUUUCAAUAACCUCUCUUAAAACCAUGUAGAACGUUAUUUUUAGUAAUCUGCGUCUAUGGGAAGUCGUUUAGAAAAUUUAUCGACAAGUUGAUCUUCUA
Messenger RNA from Anopheles moucheti, 1095 nucleotides. RefSeq names its product 28S ribosomal protein S18c, mitochondrial (gene mRpS18C). Gene Ontology annotation, cellular component: ribosome; mitochondrial small ribosomal subunit. Gene Ontology annotation, biological process: mitochondrial translation. The transcript has 2 exons. Bases 99 to 527 code for a protein of 142 amino acids. Gene Ontology annotation, molecular function: structural constituent of ribosome; small ribosomal subunit rRNA binding. The record is from RefSeq and is a predicted model, not a curated record. Lineage: Eukaryota; Metazoa; Arthropoda; Insecta; Diptera; Culicidae.